Paramuricea clavata is the source of this 1066-nucleotide messenger RNA. Lineage: Eukaryota; Metazoa; Cnidaria; Anthozoa; Malacalcyonacea; Plexauridae. The record is from the annotation of a GenBank genome assembly.
AUGGCUGGGAAAAAGGUUAAAAACAUUUACAGAAAAAAGAGAAAAGGCAAACCUUUCUCUGGAAAGCAAAGGUAUAAUAAUAAUUCAACAAAGAGCACUGCAGAUGAUUUUGACUCACCAGCAAGCACAUCACAGGAACAUGUGUCGACCUCAAACCCACCUUCUAGGGCAUCAAGAAGGAAGUUAAAUCAGUGUGGAUCUCUUCAAGAAUCGACUUCAGAGGGUGCUUUUGAAAAUGAAGAAAAUACUGACCAAGGAUAUCGCCUUAUAAACAUUAAGAAACUGGCAUCAUCCAUUUCAGAAGCACAUGUUUGCAAUGAAGGUCAGAAUUUGGUGUAGGUUUUAUGUUCGUGUUAUGUUAUGUUAUGUUAUGUUAUGUUAUGCUAUGUUAUAGUUUCCUAUCUUUUAAUAUACUAUAUGUUUAUAUAUGUAGAGAGUCAUGCACAUGUAUGAUGUGUAUAAUAUAGAUUUGAACACUUUCUCAUGGGAUAUAAAUGAACAAUAGCAUCUGAUCAGCCUUUUGAGAAAUUAUGUUUUUCUAUUUGUAGGCAGCUUCAUUAUUCAAGAACAUCCGGUUGGAAAAAGAGGUCUUCAAUCUGAUUUAACUGCGACCUGUAGUUCUUGUGAAGAAGAAUCAUCUUUGGAGACAUCCUUCUUUGUGGGUGGGAGAGGGAAGUCUGCUGAUGUAAACCGUCGCGCUGUGUACUAUUCGAUAGAGACGGGUGGUGGAUACGAAAGUCUUGAAUCUUUCUGCAACAUCAUGAAUAUGCCAUGUAUGAGCAAAACUUCCUACUAUCAACAUUUAGAAACAAUUUUAAAUGCUCUUGAGGCUGAAGCUAGGGAAGAGAUGAAACAAGCUGCAGAACGACUCAGAGAACGAAUUAUAAAGGAAAACAGUUGUGGAGACAAGACCUCAGUUAUAGAUGCUGCUGUUAGUUUUGAUGGCACUUGGGCAAAACGUGGCUUCGCAUCUCUCACUGGAAUUGUGUUUGUGAUAUCUGUGGAUACUGGGGAAGUACUUGACUAUCACGUAGUCCCCAAAUCGUGCCAGAUAUGUAGCUUGUAA